AUGGAUCGCAUACAAUCUGCAGCGCUGUCACCUCACAUAUCACCUUCUGCAUCCAUCAAGGAGCAACAAGGGCAGGUGCGGUCAAAUCGCACGACUCUAUUGACCCUGCCACCUGAGCUCCAGACCAAGAUCUUUUUACAUCUUGCUGUGUCCUGGGGCAAGUCAACCAUUCAAGAGGUUCUGAGGACCUGCAAGCAACUCUACGAGGUGGCACUUCCGAUCUCCGUAUCUAUCUUUCGGAAUACGAUAAACCAAACCGAGGGGCAGGGUCCCUGUUCUACUACUCGUAAUAUACAGUUCCUGCGCUACAUUCUUGUUUCCAAGCCUUGGCUGGCCAAAGACGUCAGAACUGUUGUGUUUGGACGCAUCUCGUCACGAGAUGGAGAAGGCAAUGAUAAGGAAGAAAGACCUAGCCAGGCUUCAAUCACCGAGGAAGAAACUGCCAUUUAUCAACAACAUAUCGAGUUCAUCUUAGGUCAGCUACCUUCUGGGUAUACUGAGAGAUGGACCGCUGAGUGGGUAGAAGAUCUCAAAAGUGGCACUUCUGAUGCUCAGGCUGCUCUGAUCCUACUCGCCUGCCCGAACAUCCACACACUCUUAUAUGAGAUGCCUGACCAACCAAGGCAUUUCACUCAUCUACUAAGUUUAGUCCACAACUUGACUGAGAUCAACGCGUCCAUUCGUACCCAUGAUCAUUCUAAAAUGAUUAUCCCACUCUCCAAUCUCCAAGAUGUCUUUCAUGAAACCAUGGACUACAAGCAUGGCUACUCCGAAUUCGGGAUGGAGGCACCGGAGUUCUUCACCUUCCCUCGGCUUCGGUAUUACGAAUGCAUUCUGGCCCAUGUGUGGUCCAACGUAGAAGGGAGGUUUGAACGCCUGCCACGUGCGUCAUCGUCGGUUGAAGAGAUCAUCCUUCACGCUUCUUAUAUCAAUAAGGACACACUUGAUGGCAUGCUAGGUGCUUGUAAAGCACUUAGAAAGUUCGAAUUUACUCAUUUUCCGCUCAAUCGUGAGCUAGGUACUCCAUGUCUGAUGAUGCCUCGAGAUGUCAUGGACGCUAUCUUGCCUCACGCUAGCACGUUCGAGUCUCUCUAUCUGAAUAUGGAGGAGACUUGGGAUAAAGAAUGGAAAUGGGUCGGUUGCCCCGAGCGACUAUACAUGGGGAUGGGGCUUCGUCAAAUGUGCAUGCUGAAGAGGCUUGAGAUUGGCAUGCAAGCCCUUACUGGAAUGCUCGUGUGCGACCCUGACACUCCUAAUCCACCCGCCCCUAACAUGCCCGUGAGGGUAAAAGGUGCCCCCAAGAUUGCCGACUGUCUCCCCGAGAGCCUGGAAUGCCUCAAAAUAUAUGAAUGUGGAAUGCCGAUAUUGGAUCAGGCGGCCGAGCUGAUCCGGGUGAUUGAGCAAGGGCAUGGCUUUAUGAGGCUCACCUACAUUGGCUUGCUAUUCAAUGGAUGGAAAAUGGAUCCAGAUAAAGAUUUCCCUCAAGUCAGGAAACUAACCUGUAAUGCUUCCCAUGUGCGCCUAGAUAUUAGUUUCCGGGAAGAACUACUCUACUUGUGUGAAUUAGGAGAGACUGUGAGACUUCCGGACGAUGAUCAGCGAAAUCGAAACAUAACGUCUCGCAUAUAUGCGCCACAUAUUAGAAAGAGGUACCGGGAGGUGCGAGGGCAACCUGACUUUUGGUUGUGGUGUGACGCCGACAUGUAA
This is a messenger RNA of Clonostachys byssicola, 1707 nucleotides long. The record is from the annotation of a GenBank genome assembly. Lineage: Eukaryota; Fungi; Ascomycota; Sordariomycetes; Hypocreales; Bionectriaceae.